GUUGACAAUCGGAGGAUCCCACUGCCUUGCCAGAUGACGGCGGUGCCCGCUGUCGAGCCAAAUGGACCCUGAUAGCCUGGUGACCCGAUGCCCGCUGUCCAGCCAUGAACCAUACCAAUGGUUGUACCGGCGCCCAGUGCCUGCUCAUCCGCCCUGAGGGCCCGAGACACUGUCGCUCCGCCUGGGGGUCCGGCGCCUGCCGCUCCGCCUGAGGGCCCGAGACCCUGUCCGCUCCACCUGGGCGUCCGGCGCCCGCACGCUCCGCCUGAGGGCCCGAGACCUGUCGCUUCGCUCCGCCUGGGGGAUCCGGCGCCCGCCCCUUUCAUUGAGAAUAGCACUAGUCACCGCCUGGGGUGCUAGGGCGGGGGGUGGGGGGGGGCGGUGUAGCCUGUAUCGCCACCGCCCUGAGUGGGGCCCGUGUGCCUGUCCGGCCCCCGCCUGGGGCACCGGAUGCCUGUCGCACCCGCCUGAGGUGGCGCCGGUGCCUUGUCUCGCCCCGCCCGGGGGCCCGUGCCUGCCGCCCCGCCGGGGUGCCCGGUGCC
Messenger RNA from Staurois parvus, 542 nucleotides. The record is from the annotation of a GenBank genome assembly. Lineage: Eukaryota; Metazoa; Chordata; Amphibia; Anura; Ranidae.